AUGCUUGAAGCAGAAAAAACUCGAAUUCUUAAUGAAGUCCAUAUACUGUCAAAAUGUAACUCACAUUUUGUGGUCAAGUAUUACCACUCGUGUAUUGAAUCCAUUGGUAUAUAUAUUCAAAUGGAGUUUUGUCAACAAAGCCUUCGGGAUGUACUCAAUGACAAAGACAAGCUUUUUAAUAGACAACCCGCACAACCCUUUAAUAUCUACGAAUAUUUUCUAUCAUGUGAAAUUUUUCGGGAACUCUUGCAAUGUCUUGAAUACAUUCACACACAGAACCCACCGAUCAUUCACCGGGAUAUAAAACCGGCCAAUAUUUUAAUUAUGCAAAACACUAGUAAUAAUACGUUCAUAAAAUUUGGUGACUUUGGUUUGGCCACUGAAUAUAAUCGGGCUGGUAUGAGUCUUUCACAACCGGGCACUCCUGGUAACAUGGCACCUGAAAGGCGCGCAAAUGGGAAGUAUGAUUUUAAAGCUGAUAUUCACGAACUCGGACUUGUUGCAUUGAAAUUGUUUGAAAUAACCACAAUGUAA
Molecule: messenger RNA, 534 nt
Organism: Medioppia subpectinata
Lineage: Eukaryota; Metazoa; Arthropoda; Arachnida; Sarcoptiformes; Oppiidae
Source: the annotation of a GenBank genome assembly